Paraglomus occultum is the source of this 1743-nucleotide messenger RNA. The record is from the annotation of a GenBank genome assembly. Lineage: Eukaryota; Fungi; Glomeromycota; Glomeromycetes; Paraglomerales; Paraglomeraceae.
AUGCCAAAUUCUAUCACCAACAGUAGAUUUUUAUCAAGUGAGGCCGGUAUUGACCUUCUUGCGAGAUCACAUUUCCUCAACCAAGAAACAAUGGACUUGCAGAAAAAGCGUGCUCUCACUCAACUACGAUCCAAGUCUUCAAAUUUGGAUAAGUACAUGUUCCUUGCUUGGUUGAGAAAUACUAAUGUCAAGUUGUUCUAUCGCAUCGUUAUUGAUGAGUUGGAAGAAAUAACACCGCUAAUAUACACUCCAACAGUGGGCACUGCUUGCCUAGAAUAUUCCCAUAUUGCACCUUUUCUUGCACCUCCUGGUGUACCGGAUGGCUUAUUCCUGUCUCUUAAUGACCUCCCACAUCUAACACAAAUAAUCAGAGAUUACCGUCCUUUCCCAUUCGAUGAAUCCCUCACACCACAAAUUACCGUAAUUACCGAUGGAUCGCGUAUCCUCGGUCUUGGUGAUUUGGGUGUCAAUGGAAUGGGUAUUCCUGUCGGUAAGCUGCAACUUUAUACCGCCGCUGCUGGAAUAGAUCCCCGACGUACACUCCCAAUCACUCUCGAUACCGGGACAAAUAAUGAAAAGAACUUGAACGAUGAAUUAUACUUGGGUUCCAGGAGGAAGAGAGCGGAAGACGAUGAGUUUUAUCCAUUCGUCGAUGCAGUAAUAAAAUCCCUCCAUGAUGUUUAUCCAAAUCUUUUGAUACAAUUUGAAGAUUUCUCAUCUGAACACGCAUUUGAUUUGCUUGAAAAAUACAGAGACAAUACCUUUUGCUUUAAUGACGAUAUUCAGGGCACGGGUGCCGUAAUUUUGUCUGGCUUCAUGAAUGCUGUACAUCUCGUAGAAAAUGAUGUUCCCCCGACCGAGCAUCGGCUGCUUUUCUUCGGGGCAGGAUCCGCUGGUGUUGGCGUUGCCAAGCAGUUAUUAGACUUUUUCAUAAGAGAACAUGACAUGGAUGAGGAGAUAGCCAAGAAGCGUGUAUGGCUCGUUGACUCAAGGGGUCUUGUGACAAAAGAUCGUGGUGACAAGCUAGCGAAACACAAAAUAUACUUUGCUCGCGAUGACAACGAAGGGAAACAGUACAAGAGUUUAAUGGACGUCAUCAACUAUGUAAAGCCAACUGCUCUUAUCGGACUUUCAUCCCAAGGAGGUGUAUUUUCUGCGAACGUCAUAGAACGAAUGGCAGAGUUGAACAAGCGCCCAAUAAUCUUUCCACUAUCGAACCCGUCUGUAAAUGCUGAAUGUACAUUUGAACAGGCAAUGAUACACUCGAACAAUAGAGUUAUUUUUGCUUCAGGGACUGGAUUCCCACGGUAUACAGACCCCCAAACUGGUAAAGUUCACGUACCAGGACAAGGAAAUAAUAUGUAUAUAUUCCCCGGACUCGGUCUUGGUGCAAUUCUCGCUCGACCACCCAUAAUCACUGACCGUCAGAUCUUUGCUGCCUCUUCCGCUCUCGCCCGCUCUCUCACGGAUGAAGAAAGGUCUCAAGAACUGCUGUAUCCGUCUAUAACCCGCAUUCGCUCUGUAUCUGCUGAAAUUGCUGCAGCUGUUAUGGUAGAGGCUGUACGGGAGGGUUUUGCGCGGGAUCCUGAGGCAUUAAAAUUAUGCAGAGGACAUCUUAAUGAGCUGAAGAACUUUAAAGGGCCUAGAUGGCAUAGUCUGAUUAAAUAUGUCCAGGGACACAUGUGGGAUCCUAACACCAAUGAUCUCAUGGAUGAAAAUUAUUUUCUCGGAAGUAGGAUUUAA